AUGGCUCCGGCUCCGGAAGCCUAUUUCGCGUCCCUGGAUAAAUGUUUCUCUGGGGACGCACAGCUUCUAUCUUGGAGACGUGCAUUUAUUGCACUCUCGUCUUCGCCAGAGUACCACAGUGAUGCCGAAUACAUCACAUCCUUCUUGUCCCAUCCAGAAAGCGUCCGAUCGCUUUCGAAUUGCUUCACGCCUUUCGAUUCUCCUUCUCCAAAGUCCAAAUCCGAAUUCGAGUCCAAAACAGCCGCUAUCCAUGUGGAUACAUCACCACAGGCAGCUUAUAAAAUAGAAGAGAUCAAGUCCGAUGCUCUGUGGUUGAGUCAAAAAGCUGGAAUCGACGAGGUAUCAGCACUCCGAAUCACGGUCCAAGAAUGGCAGAGUAGACCCAACACCCGACUUCUAGGGAGACUCUCCGAAGAAGAAGCAACCAGUUUACAAGAUGCAACGAGUGUGGAUAGUUUUCGCGUUUCCUUGGCCGGACCGCAGUUAAAAGAAGUUCUGAAAAAAGUGCACGGGGGCUCAGAUGCAGAUUUCUAUUCUGAAAAGUCCAGACGUAUACGCCUGCGGAGCUUAUACUUGUCGGAAAGGAGUCAUAUUCUUAAAAUCUCCAGAAAAUUACUGGCGCUUACUCUGCAUGGGAAAGUUCCAGCUGAUGCUUCCCAAAUACCGCUUACACACGCAGACCAAGGUCCCAUAAAGGACGGUCUUGCAAGCCUCGGGGAACAGUUAUUCAAAGAUAAACUUGGAGAAGCCGAAAACAGUCGAUUUUUACUUGAAGCGAUUGAGGCCAUUGAAAAGCGUGCCUCCGAUUUUCAGGCUGAAGGUGGCUGGUUGUCUGCCUCUGAGAGCAACAUUGAGUCAGAGAAUGCUUGGCGAACAGCUCUUGUUGAUGAGAUUGUACACAUCAUGCAGAUUAUCUUCUUGCAUGUUCAAUCGUCUGAUUUGUUACCGACUGGAGAGGUUAUUUUGGCCUGGUUACGGCUCAUGGCUGAAUAUAGCUUCAUGGAGCCUAUCAACCCGCCAUGUGAGGACCCAAUUGUUCUCAGACUUUCCCUGCAAGUUGUCACUUCCGUCACGACCCUAGGUUUGCUCAAGCUUCCUGAUUCCAUGACAUUGGUUUUGAAGAAUGCCAAAUUGUCGCAAGCCGAAGCUUUGUCGCAUUCUAAGCCGUAUUUUCUAUCCCGUGCACACAUUACAGAGAUCAACGAGGUGCUUUUGAAUGCUGUUAAUAUGGAAGUACUGAGUGCUAGUCCUGCGGCCUUUGCCUGGGGCGCAAUACUUUAUCAAAUGCGAGAAAUAGCACAAAUUGCGAAAGAGACCCGAGAAAUGGAGCAGUUUCACAGCGCAGUCGAUUCGUUCCAAGCUAAUUUACCCGCCACAUCUUCAUCUCGCUCGUUAGAGCAGACGUUUUAUGAAGACUUAUUAGAUAUUGCCCGAGUCCCUGCUUAUGGAGAUGACUUUGUUGGCGUGCUGACCUUGGGAGCUAUUGAAAGAGGCCAGCUAUUCGAAGUCAUUAAUAAUAUCGCUUCCGCUGCCGGGUCAGCCUCCGCCGUUGAUGAUUUGGCAACCAAUUUGUGGAUUCGCAAUUCCUUGAUGAGUAUUAUUCGCGUGAGCUCACAAUUGAUAGAUUACUCUCCAGAAAUUCUAGCGUCGACUUUGUCAAUCUUGAAGUCAUCAACGAAUCCUCUUGAAGGAUACAACGACUCUAUCACUCAGCCAAGCGACCCCCGUUUCAUUUUCCUAAACGAUGAGAAUCUCAUGGGUCGAAUAUUCCACAUCGCUCGCUCUCGUUUUCCGUAUGAAUCAGUGCCGUUCCUUCAAUUAUGUCGAGCUUUAACUGGAAAAGACGAAAUCAAUGAGAGCGGUGCUGAUGGUAUCUUAAACGAAUUGGAUACCAUGGAAACUUUCACUCAAAUGGUGUCACCGGACUUCCAGGGGUACGAAACUAUACGUGAAGACGAAAAUGCCAAUUUUGUUUCACUUGUCCAGCCGAUUCCCAUGAUUGCCUCGACAACCGCGAAACUAAAUGAAAAUACCGGUACAGAGACCGCGCUUGUUGUUACAGGCUCUUCACAGCUUCAGCCAACAACAACCGGCCAGGUAGUUUCAGAAUCAAAGCCUGCCGUUAUCAUGUGGUAUCAUAAAUACUCUUGUAUAACCUUCCUCGGUAGCUGGCUAGAAAAAUGGUCAACCAAUGGCGGCCACAUGCCUAACGCUGACGAUGAAGCCAUCGCUGAGAUCAUCGGGCUGCUCACUGAUCUAAUGGCUGCGUGCCAAACCACGGAAGAUGGCAAUGGCCCAAGAAAGAUACUUGAACUUGCUAGUGAAGGUUUGAAUGAACGUAGCGACAUUGUGUCCGUGAUUUUCGAUAUCUUGGAACGAAAUCUACAAAGUGUUGGCGAUUCGCUCGAUGUGGUCGUGGCCUGCUUGCGAUUUCUGCGAGCUCUUGUUUCUUUUCUUCCAAGUCGCGCGUGGCCCUUCUUAUCUCGGAGUAGCCUGUUAGGCCAAGGUGGUCAAGGAGGCCGUUUCUCUGCAAUUGUGCAAGCGAGCGAAGUGACGUCGGGUAAUUAUCCUUUUCUCCUCAGCUGUGUCGAUCUCUUCGGUGCAGUUGUGGAAGAUGCGAUAUCGAACGCUGCAGUACGGAAAAUGGCGGCACGCACGAUUACUAGGUCCGGUGAUUCCUCCGAUAGGACCGCCGGUGUGCCAUCUCAUGUCAUCAGCAAAGUACUCUCAGAUUUUGUGCGUGUCAUGGUUGAAAUAUACAACAGUUCUGGAAAUUGGCGGUUUAAUCAACCGGAGCAUAGGCUUCAGGUGAAUGCCGUGUUGGCCGAGAACUUUGAAAGAAUCAUCUACUAUACGUAUGGUAUUGACGAAACGGUAAAUGCUCAGUCAAAGAUUUCAGCAGUCUUUGAGCAGUCAGCUGAAUACAUCCUCGACGUGCUGCGACCUCAGUCAAAGGAUGAGUUGCCAUUAAACCCCGUCUUACGUAUUAUCCUGGAUGGCCUUCAAACUCCGACAAGCACCAUCUACCUUCGCCAGUUACUUUGCUAUGAACACCAGCUGAUCGCCACACUCAGGUUAGCUAUAAAAUUGAUUCAAGCAGCGCAGCUGGCUGGGUCAGCUGCAUCUCUCCUUGAAGAUCAACUUUUUAAGGCAUCUCCUAUCCUUGUCAAACUUUACAGCGCCCAUGACCGCUACCGUUUACCUGUGGUAACUCUUUUAGAGAUGUUGAUCACGAACGCAGCAUUAGAUCUUGAAAACGAGCCAGCUUCCUUCCUUGGCCAUCUAGGCGCAGAAUCGACAUGCCUUUUCCUUGACAUGCUCGCACAAUUCGACAAGCCUUUACCUAACAUGACCUUGCUGGUGUCAAUAUGGCGACUUCUGUCUGCAUUUGUCAGUAAACGUCAGCAAUGGGUUGCUAUAUAUCUCCUUACGGGAAGUUCACCUCGUGACACAUUGAAACUGAGCACCGGCGACGACAAAGCUCCGAAGAUGCGGAAUACUCCAUUCCUCAAAACAGCACUCAACUCUUUGACAAAUAUCGACCACCUCGACCCUCUGGUUUCGUUGUCACUACUUGAAUUCAUUUCCUGCUCACAGGAGCAUUGGCCUUGGGCAACUCCUCAGUUAGGCAACCAUUCUAACUUUUUUAGCUCCAUUGUGAGCUACGUUUCUCACUUGAAACUCGACAGUGAGACAGUUACAACCCAGAUUAAUAUGAUACAAAUUGCAGCCAUUACAGCCAACCUGUGUGCUGUUUACCUGCACUCAGCGAAGGAGGCUAGGGAUCAGACGUUUGUCAAGAUGCUGGUACCACUAGUCUCCUGGUACGCCGAAAACGCAGUGGACGUCUCCGGUUACAACGCGUCCCUUCACGCUAACUUAAAGAGAAAUUUCGAAAUGAAAUACGCAGGAUGCCAUCUUCAACAAUUGAAGCGCACGGCCCUUGAGAUACGACCACUAGGGAGAAAGGAUCAAGGUUUUGCAGAUGAGUUUGAGCGAGCGAACCUCAAUCUGUCUCUGGUGGAAGCACAAGUAAAUCUGUUCAAUAGUUGGAAGUUUUUCGCGAUCGAGCAUGCAACCGACUUUACUCCUGAUCAAGAAAUUCAAAAAUCCAUGGCGCUAAUCGUGCGGAAUUGUUUACUUGCAAACACCCGUGCAGUCCCUGAGGAGCCUAUUUUUUCGAAGCUGCAAACGUCUCGUGUUGAUUUUGCUCUUUCAAUGCUUCAAAGAUUGGUCGAGUUUGGUGCUCAUGGUCCGCAAAUGGUUGGAUUGCUGGCCACUGUGUGGGAAACAAUGCGCUCUUGUGGCACUACGUACGAAAAUGCCUUGAUUCAUGACCAUACAGAGUAUUACCGUGGUUUACUCAACGUUCUUUUCCUCGCGCUUCAGUUUCAUGUCACCAAACCAUCAGCAGCAGCCCCGGAGUCUAGGAAUAAGAAGAAGGGGAAACCUGACCUUUCACCAGAUCUCUCUAUUAUAUUAGAGGUGAUUAAGAUUGUGAUUGCACAGGGCUUCCGGUCGCUCACAACAUAUUUGCAUGACGAACCGCAACGUUGCUCGCCCAAGGAUUUUGCCAUCAUCACGGCAAUCUUGCAGACGGCCCUGCGAGUCAAGGAUGCGGAGAGAUUAUAUGAACACAUUGUGUUUCACAUUGAAGAUAAUGACACCGCUAGAUACGCGACUACUCUGUUCUCGUGGGCAGAUCAGUUGACAGUUGAAGGCGAUCCAGUAUACGGCGAACUAAGCAUUAUCUUCUUGGUGGAACUUUCUGCCAUUCCCAUGUUGGCGGAAUAUUUAGCAGUUGAAGCGGUGCUCAUGAAACUAUCCACAAGUCGACUAACGCGCAUCCUUGGGCAAGCCAAAAGCUUCGGUCCCUUUGACCCGGUGCCUCGACUAUAUGCGAUUUGGAGAGAGGGGUUCUUGCCUCUGUGUCUCAAUCUUCUCUUUCACGUUAGUCGCGCUGCAUCGGAAGUCGCGGCAUUUCUCAAUCAAUUUGAAGGGCGACUGACUCAAGCAGCUGAGUCAUUUUCUAGUAUGCACGCACCUACAACCACAUUAUCAUCGUCUCAGCACCCUGAGAAACGAAUCUGUCUAUCGAUGGCGUCUGAGGCAUACUCCCUGACACUAAUUUCAUUCAUUCUCGAGCGAUACCGAGCCGCCGGACCAAGUGCUGGAGUCGAUAGCCAAGCCAUCCAAGAAUUGAAAUGGGAUAAAUCGCAGCUCAAAGAGGACAUUGAAGAGCUGCUUAGUCGGCGCACCAGUCUGCGAACUCGUAUUGUGGCUACCAACGAGAAGGAAGUGGAGUUGGCUCGUCAAAAGCCACUUCAUGCGGGUGCUGAGAGUCGCCUUGAGGAAAAGAUAGUAGAUGAGUUACAAGCUGCAUUGACUUGUUUGUCAGGUGACAAAUUAUGA
This is a messenger RNA of Talaromyces atroroseus, 5412 nucleotides long. RefSeq lists its product as hypothetical. Lineage: Eukaryota; Fungi; Ascomycota; Eurotiomycetes; Eurotiales; Trichocomaceae. Gene Ontology annotation, molecular function: structural constituent of nuclear pore. The transcript is spliced from 5 exons. Gene Ontology annotation, biological process: RNA export from nucleus; protein import into nucleus. Gene Ontology annotation, cellular component: nuclear pore inner ring. Bases 1 to 5412 code for a protein of 1803 amino acids. The record is from RefSeq and is a predicted model, not a curated record.